UAAGCUCAUACCCUCGCAUCGCAUCUGUUGUUUGCUUUCUUCUCUUGCAUCGCACACUCUCGUUGUCUACCUCGCCACCGACUAAGCUCAUCCCCAUCGCCAUCUGCAGCCGUCGCCACCCUCCCCAACGUCAUCUCCGGUCGUCGCCACCCUCACCACCGCCAACUCCAGCCGUAUCCACAACAGAACUGAGAGUGUACUUUUCAUUAGUUGAGGGGCGUAAAUGAAAAUUUCCACUUCUGCAAAAUAGGAGAGAUGGGGCGCGCGUAGGUUUGCUUUAAACGGAGGCCAUCUUCGAUUCUCCAUUGUCAAUGCUCUAAGGUUCAACAGAUUUCAGCAACCCUGAUUUGUAGCUGAAAAGUAGAGAUGGCAUCCAAAUCAAGACCUAGAACAUUAAGUGUGUAUCUUUACAUCCCCAACAUCAUUGGAUACAUAAGAGUUCUGAUGAAUUGCUUUGCCUUUGCUAUAUGCUUUUCCAAUAAAGAGCUUUUUUCAAUCCUGUAUUUCAUCAGCUUUGUUUGUGAUGCCUUGGAUGGUUGGUUUGCACGGAAAUUCAAUCAAGUUUCAACAUUUGGAGCUGUUCUGGAUAUGGUCACAGAUAGGAUAAGCACUGCAUGUCUUCUGGCCAUUCUCUCUCAAGUCUACAGGCCUAGCUUUGUUUUCUUGUCUUUGCUUGCUUUGGAUAUUGGCAGCCACUGGUUGCAAAUGUACAGUACUUUCUUGGUUGGAAAAUCUAAUCAUAAAGAUGUGAAAGACAGCACCAGUUGGUUAUUUAAGUUAUACUAUGGAAACAGGAUGUUCAUGGGAUACUGCUGCAUAGCUUGUGAGGUUCUUUACAUAACUUUGUUUCUUCUUGCAAAGGAGUCAGAAAAGAUGACUGAUGUUUUACUUGGUGCUGCACAACAAAGUUUGAUAAAUUCUGUAUUACUUGCUUUUCUUGUAUUUGGAUGGGCAACCAAGCAGUUAGUCAAUAUUAUACAGAUGAAGACAGCAGCUGAUUUAUGCGUGCUAUAUGACCUCAACAAAAAGCACAAUGCAUAGUGAGACUGAAUAGGGGUUUGAUAAUGAUUGAUAUGUAUCUCUUUCUUCCUUUGAAGAAGAUGUGCAUGAAUGAUGAAAAAGCUUAAUGCAACAUAGAAUCGUGUGUAUACAAUACAUCCCUCUUCUCUUUUC
Molecule: messenger RNA, 1173 nt
Organism: Lactuca sativa (garden lettuce)
Lineage: Eukaryota; Viridiplantae; Streptophyta; Magnoliopsida; Asterales; Asteraceae
Product: putative CDP-diacylglycerol--inositol 3-phosphatidyltransferase 2
Biological process (GO): phosphatidylinositol biosynthetic process
Cellular component (GO): membrane; Golgi apparatus
Molecular function (GO): CDP-diacylglycerol-inositol 3-phosphatidyltransferase activity
Source: RefSeq, a predicted model, not a curated record